Messenger RNA from Xyrauchen texanus (razorback sucker), 891 nucleotides. Its product is annotated as transmembrane protein 205-like. NCBI's taxonomy places the organism in Eukaryota, Metazoa, Chordata, Actinopteri, Cypriniformes, Catostomidae. The record is from RefSeq and is a predicted model, not a curated record. Bases 116 to 682 code for a protein of 188 amino acids. The transcript has 4 exons.
CGAAAGUAGGCGUGAUAUCGAGCAUAAGACGCAGCCGUUGGAAAUUCUGUGCAAAAUCCACGACAUUUAUCAAAGGCAGAUCCGCGCGGAGAGACGCAUAACCCGGAAGUUUAUUAUGGCUACUGAGUGGGACCCAACUGACUUCGUUAAAGUGCUUCAUCUUCUAGUGAUUUCGUUCACUUGGGGAAUGCAGGUUUGGGUGUCUUUCAUAGCAGGUUUUGUGAUGAGAUCUCAGGUAUCCAUGCACACCUUUGGUCUUGUGCAAAGCAAGUUGUUUCCAUUUUAUUUCUACUGUCUGCUGGGUGGGAAUGCAGUCAACCUGGCCAUAUAUGCAGUGUACCACCCCAGAGAACUGCUGGAGUGGCACGAGGGCAUACAGAUGACUCUGUUCUUUGUGGCGGUGAUCAUGGCCGGUUUGAACACACAGUGGUUCGGUCCAUUGGCCACAGAGAGCGUGCUGGUCAUGCAAGAGAUCGAGAAGGAACACGGUCUGGGAGGUCAGGUGGGCAUGAGCGCCAAUAAGGAAGGAUACGCCAAACUCCGCGAACAAGAUCCGAAAUACAAGGAACACCGAAGCACUUUCUACCGCUAUCAUAGUCUGUCCAUGCUCUGCAACCUCAUAGGAUUUUUCUCCACUACCAUAAAUCUAAUUUAUCUGGCUCUCCAUCUGGGAACUAUAUGAAGAUUUAUAUGAGUGUUGUGUGUCUUGAGAAAGAGAAAGUGUGAGUUUGUGAAGCAAACUGGCAGGUAUUUUAGACCGUUCUCCUGUGUGUGUUCUCUCUUUCUCUGUAUCUUGUCCCUUUCUUUUGUAAGGUUGUCUUUGUCUUGUAUAACAAUAAUGCUUCUUGUUUGAAUACAACGAGAGUCCUUAAUAUUACCAAUACCAGCAAA